Messenger RNA from Siniperca chuatsi (mandarin fish), 9648 nucleotides. It is a transcript of the gene lg17h6orf136, whose product is annotated as linkage group 17 C6orf136 homolog. The transcript has 7 exons. The coding region runs from base 543 to 1826 and encodes 427 amino acids. Lineage: Eukaryota; Metazoa; Chordata; Actinopteri; Centrarchiformes; Sinipercidae. The record is from RefSeq and is a predicted model, not a curated record.
CCCUGCUGUAGUCCCCUGAUCUCGUCUACUUUCCAGGCGAGGCGCAGUUCAUCUCGAAUGAUCCUUUUUAUGUCAUAGAAAAGUCUUUCAAUACUUACAGGAACGCUCCUCUUAUUUGUUUUAAAACGCUUGCACAUUUUUUAUCACCUGUAAUUCAGAAAGAAAAACAAGGGGAUUUUCCUUUGGUUGAUGUGACCGAAAAAUAAACGGUAACGUUACAUUUCAUAGAUGGACUACAUUUACCGUUUACUCUGCCUUAUAUCACAUUGUCGGGUCGUUUGUGGUACAUGGAGGCAGUAGCAGUAUUUCCAACAGCGGUGAAGGCAGCAUUACGACUGACUGCGUGAGGCAUGUUUGGCCGGGCAAGGACACACACGGCUGGAAUGACAUUUGUGAUUGUCGCGAUAGAGAGCCUGCUGCUGUAGUUGGGCAUUGUCCAGAGUCAUAAGGUCCUGAGGAGACGGUCUGUGUGUCAUUGCGGUGUCCUCCUAUUGUGGGUGAUGGUCAGCUGGUGACUGGGGUUACCCUGGCCCCUGUGGUGAAUGGCUGUGAGCAGAGGGGGCGUUGCCUUCUGGGUGGGUUGUGUCCGCAGCCAAGGCAGAAGGCAACCCAUCAAAAAACAGAGCUGGAGUCUCAGUGAGGCGGUCGACUGGCAGUGGAUCUUUCAGACACGCCCCCUGAGCAGUGCAUCAUGGGCCCUGGCACCGCCCAACAGCCUGAGAUAUCAGAACUUUAAGCAGCCGGUGCUGUCCCACCCGUUCCAACAUGCCAGCCAGCCUCAGAGAGGAUGUUACUACGAGGUGGACUGGGAGGAGUCUCUCAGCGUGUGCGUGCUGGUGCGACAGGCCGAGUCAGACGGCCUCCACACCCUGUUGGAGAUCCCUCUGUCCGGUCACAAUAAAAUAGGAGAGCUCCUCGCUCUGGGGGCUCACAAGUCCUCUGAGUUCUCCUUUCCGGUGACCACAGUGGAAGGCAGCAGAGAGGAUGACAUCAGCGUUGACAGCUUCAAGAGAAACAGUGUCGAUGCUUUAAAGAGAGAACAUGGCUGUUUCAGAAGCCUGUUUGAGGCAGAGCGGUGUCCUGCACCGUUCAUGUAUAGCUCUCAGUUUUAUUGUUUUCAUUGCCCGGGCACAGACCUGGUACCUGGCAGAGAGCUGAAAUCCAGGCAGGAUAUUGGACUUGAUAGCAAGCUUGUGGAGCUGCCUCUGCUGCCUCCUACCUCGCUGUGUAGCCAUGCAGAGGUAGCAGAGGGGGAGCAGACUGAAGGAGACAGUGAAAGGGAGCAGAAACUGGCCAUCAUGUAUGAAAGACUAAGGAUAGAGCUUCCAAGUUUCUUUAUGAAGAGCCAUGAUUACACCAUGUACUCAAAUGAUAUGGAAUUCAUUAACGGCCUCAUCAAUACCAAGACCAGAGGCCGUGUGGUGUACCAGCUCACCCUCUCCCUGUGGCGCCUCCUGUGUCUGUGUUACUACGCUAAGGCUCAGCUGGAGGUGCUGAAGCUCACCAAGCACAUGGAGGAUGGGACCAUUAAGGCUCGCUGGAGGAUCAGGGGCCUACCCUUCUACUCUCUGCUGCUGCGCUUCUAUCGCAAAGACAAAUCUCACCUGUACAGGUCAUAUGAUGCAUUCUCUACUUUUUACAUUGGACAGGAUGGACUCAUUCACUGUCAUAAAGUUGAAAAGAUGAUGCCGGCUGAGCCCCCUGUCCUGCCCAGAGUAACUUCUCUCCUGGCGGGGGCUCUGGUGGCGCUCCGGGUGCAGGAGCAUCGGCCUGCUCUCAACCUGCUGCCCCUCCUCCUGUCUUCGCUACGACAGAUCAGAAACUGACCCCAGGACGAUGAUGAGAGGAAUAAUGGCCAGUGGAAUCAACAGAGUGUCCAAGGUCCACGUGACUCUGAAAAGUUUCAUUCAUUCUCAACAUAGGCACGCAUUAAAAUGGAGUGUUAAGCUCUCUAUCCUAAAAUCUCUUAAUGAUGCCCCUGAAUUAAAUACGAAGUCAAGACUUUACACUGCUUAGCUAUUAUUUGAAAUAAUAAAAAGUGCUUAACCUGAACACAGAACUGGGCUUUUGGUUCCAGGUGUCACAUGCUGUCAUCCCUGCCAGUCAGCCGCCGGCUGUUGUAAUAACAGAAUACUGUUUUUUUUGUUUGUUUGUUUGUUUGAUUUUUUUUUUGUUUUUCUUUUUUUUUUUAAUUUUAAAACUGAAACUACUGCUUACAGAGCAGUCUUUAUAAAUGCAGAUGCAACCAUUUUAAAUUUGAUGUAAAACUCAGCUUUUCCAUUGUUUUAACCUGAAUACAUUAUUAAACUGACAACAUUGCAGAUGUUGCCUAACAUCAGAACAUACUUCAUAAAGACAGGAAUCUCAAAGAUGUAGGUCUUUUACAACAUGAGGAACGUGUGCAACAAUGCAAAAGGUAACAUUAGGUGUGUUCUCAGGCUCUCGUGUAACAAAGUCCAAAAUUUAUGAUGCAGUACUAACGUCUGCUGCAGCAACACAUUUCAGACGGCGCUGCAACGUGACGCUUGCUGCCAAACGAGCAACUACCAUUUAAAAGUUAUUUUAUAUUUCGUCCUCUGAAGGAAUAGUUCAAAAUAUGCUGAUUUACUUUCCUUUGGAGAUUAAGAUGAGAAGGUGGAUGUCAAUCUCAUGUCUGUGUUAAAGGAAAAUUCCGGUGUUUUUCAACCUGGGUCUUAUUGUCAAUUCUGUCUAUGGGUCACGCUAACUUUGCGCUCUCCACCUCUGUUGUAGAGAUUUGGGAUACAUGGAAUCAACAAGCAGUGCGAGCCUCCUAAAGCUUUCUGAAUAAACUUCAGUUCAACAUAAAUCAGAGGUCAAUCCAAAGAUUGUUUCUAAGUCUGACCCAAAGUAACCAGAAACCCCUGGAUUAGCUAUUGUAGCUAACUGCAUAGAAAUCUACUUUCGAGGCAACUUGCUGACUAACUGAACUGCUUGCCCAUUCAUUUGUGCACACUGGUUCAUUUUUGUGACAAACCGGCGUGUGCAAUUGGAAAGGCAGCCCAACACUCUAAAACCAACAUUAAACUGGGUUGCACUCAAUGUAGAGAGUGUUUUAUGCUACAGAAAGUAGUAGCAAAUGACCCUUUAGGUACGGAGCUUGAGUCAGGGCGUAUGUAGCCUAGCUCUGCGUAAGAACUGGAGGCAGAGCAGCUAGUUGGCUGUGUCCGAAGUUCAAAAAUACACCUACCAACAUGUCUAAAGCUCACUAAUUUACACGCUUGUGUCUUGUUAGUUUAGUCUUUACGCAAACACAAAUGUAAAACAGACAAUUUGUGGUGAACAAUAGUGUGCUUGUGUGUCGGUGAGCACAGGUUUUGGUUUUGAUCUCUGACGGUACCAUACCUGGCAACCUCACUAUGACGACGAGACUCCAGGAAGGUGCACACCGUCAUUGCACGCAGCUGUUUUUCUAGGUAGUUCCAGAAAUAGUUUUAAUUCGUAGCGUCAAUUCCUCCGAAACCACAAAUUGUAAUUUUUACAUUUCUAUUUGUGUACAGGAUAAACAAUGAGACGCUGUCAGUGAGCUUUAGAGGUGUUGGACAGAGCCAGGCUUUUCUCCUGCUUCUAAUCUUUAUUAUUCCUAUCAUUAUUAUAUUAUUCCUGUCAUUAUUAUAACUAUCAUUAUUAUUAAUAUUACCACUACCAUUACAUUAUUAUUAUUUAACAAUUCUAUGUGGAUUUUACAUUGUGCUACUGUAAGUGCUCUCUCCCUCUCAAUUCAAUUCAAUGGGGCUUUACUGGCAUUGGAAACAUACACAUAAACAGAAUAAUUAUGCUAUUAGAAUAUACACAGAUAAGUAAGAUAAUAAUAAUAAUAAUAAUAAAAAAUUGUAGACUUGCAAUUAAAAUAUAAAAAUACAAAUAAGUGAAAACUACAUUUAGCUCAUUGAAAUCUGAGAUUACAUAGUUGAACUGUUUGUAAAUGUUUCUUAUUUUUUUAAUGUUUUACAUUGUAGGAGGAAGUGCAUCUCUGUCUCAGCCUCACCUGUCCAACAGUGACCACAUAUUCGGUUUUCUUUUGGUGGCCAGGAUUUAUUUUGUCUCUCUCUCUCUCUCUCUCUCAACCUAACAUGGCAGCGGCAGAUGGCCGUCCACCAUUGAGUCUAGUUCUGCUCGAGGUUUCAGCUUGUUAAAGGAAGUUUUUCCUUGCCACUGUCGCCAAGUGCUUGCUCAUGGUGGGAUUUGUUGGGUCUCUGUAAAUAAUAUUAUAAAGAGUACGGUCUAGACCUGCUCUAUAGGAAAAGUGCAAUAAGAACUUCAAUUAUGAAUUGGUGCUAUAUAAAUAAAAUUGAACUGAAUUACGCUAAGCUAGGCUAACUACGCCCUGACUCCAGCUCAUACUGACAUGAGAUUGAUAUCCAUCUUUUCAACUUACUCUCAGAAAGUGAAAAAGUGCAUUUCCCAAAAUGUUGAAUCAUUCCUGUAACUCCACUUCAGUAUCCCUAUGGCUUCCCGUGGAUCAGUGAUUUCCAACCUGAGCCUGGACCCAGGGAAGCUGGAGUGUUUGUUAAUUUCAGUAGACUGCUUGCAAGAUGCAGACUAAGAUCAUAAUCUGUGUUCCUGAACAAAGAAUACAUUACAAAGUACUUUUUCCAAAAGCUAAAUUGUCACAGAUAACAAUGCCUGAUUUCUCAAUAUCAUGCAGUGUUUUUCAAAUGAACUCAAAGAGGAUUUAUGUAACUUAACUAGCCUGUUUGAAGUGGAGUGAAAGAAACUUGCCGAAGUGUGACUCAGGAGGUUUUCAUUCAUUAGCAGUGGAUUCUGCCUGUCUGCCUCCCGCUAUGUAGCAGUCUCAGCACACGUAGAAUAUAGCACAGUUAAAUAAAAUAAUACACAAAGAGUAGUGUGACGUGGGCCUCUCAGCACAUAUUCAUGAACUUUAGCUCUACACAGACUGAAACGUUUGACUCUUAGUAUAAUUUGAGAAACAUGUCUUGGUACAGUAAUGGGAAGAUUGUGUGGUGGAAGGGUGGAUGUGGUACUGUUUGUCAAAGAAGCUAUUUUGGUUAAAUCUAUAAGGUCUAUUUGUGUAAACCACUGUUGCUUUCACAGGUAUUGUGCAUGAUGGCAUUGUUGUGUCUUUGCUUUACCUCAGUGUUCAGCUCAUUUCACUAAAUACGCUCGCAGAGGAACACUGGUUAAACUGCAUACAGUCGGUAUGUACCUUGGUUUUAGGGUCGCGGUUCGGUAUGUUUUCGGCACAAUAGGGAAAACAAAAACAAAACAAUUGAGAAUAACAUUUUUGUCAUUUAUUUUGAAAAAUGUAAACCUUCAACAGUGGCUCAUUGGCCAUAAUUCUUACUGUAACAUUUAAUGCACUCAAAUACUGGCAUAUUGUCAAUAAGAAAAAAUAAAUAACACAAAUGUCACUAAUGCUCUGUCGUAAGACAGCUUGCGCUUGUUAAUAUAGGGCAGACCUCAUAUCACAGUCCAAAUCUGUAGUGAGAGGCUGCCUGAACGCUGUGAGGAGAAGGACUCGCCUUCCAGUCAGUUUUUGUCUAAUCAACACAUUCGGGUGAUACCAUUUUAAAUUAUGUGUUUCCACAGACAUACCCGACUUCAGAACAAUGUCAGCAUACAGUUUGACACUAAUCACUGUCCAUUUUCAUAACCGGGAAACUGUAAUGCUCCCAUACAGUGGAUCUAUAUGUCCGGGAGGAUCCUUCAGCUCGUCUCUCAUUUGUGUUUGCCAUUUGGAGGCAGUGUCACUACAUGAGCUUGACUAACCUGGCUAACCGGUCUAAGCCAACUAGCAUACUACAGCAACUGAUAAACAACUGGUUCGCGUGUGCGAGUAGUAGACAUAAAUAUACUAUUUAAAACAGUAAUUGUUUGGGUCACAGGGCGUACUGAACCGAGGAAGUCGCAUAUACAAAUAUGCAUACCGUUACACCACUACUGCUUAGUGUCUCAGCUACAAACCAAUCCCAGGAGCAGCACUGGGCUGCGAGGAGAUUUUUUGCAUAGUGACACCCAUAACACAGUCCUGACAAAUGUAGCGGCUCUAAAAUGACAAAUAUUUUUUUUCUGAGAGACACAAACUCUCUAAAAUUACUCUUUGUGUCAGAAUUUGAUCAAUUUGGUCCCAAAAAAUUGUGAAAGAGCCAUAUCACUUUUAUCCCGCUCAUUUGUGCAAGGAGCCAACAGGAACUCAGCCAGCUCAGCCAGAGGAAGUCUCAAAGGCGCAUGCUCUCAACUGGCUCAGCUGGAGAACUCCAGUUAGCAUGCUCUAUGGGCCCAAAAACACAGAAGCCUGAAAAUCUCUUUGCCAUAUGUUCAAAGUGAGCAACUUUCAUAGGAAUGAAUGUGCCGCCAUCUGGAAACAAUAUUAAGUUCUUCUUGAUACAUCCAUGGUCCACACACCUGACCAGUCACUGUGUGAAAGGGCAUAGAUGUCAGAUUGUCAAUUUCUGAGAGUUACAGAUGUUGUCGGACACAGCCUUCCUAAUUCUUUUGGAAAUUUGUAGGGGGAGAGGGUUAGUAUGCUUCAAAUGAAGAGCAUGUCAGUUCGUCAAACAGUUCGUCAUACAACUACUCAUUUUCUGUGUGAACAAUCGAAUGCAACACCAUGAAGGUCUUUGAGGAGAGACUUUCUGAAAGUGUGAGCUGUUAUCCCCCUUUGAACAGUUCAUCAAGUCUUGCCUAUCUCUAUGACUGCAUUCUUUUCACCCCGGCCUUUAGAUGAUCCAACAAGCACUUUGUUUCAAGCAUACUGAGGCCUUUACAGAUGUUUUUCAUACUUAAUACUGAAAUCUCUCCAACUCUUCAUCUGCUCACCACCAGUCUGAUGUCCCUCAUACCUGUAGGCUAUGCCAGCAUCACAGUCGCCAUGUCACCAUGUUGUGUUUUGCUGGGAAGUAUAAUCAGGAUGUUGAUUACAGUUAUUAUUACUUAGAAAAAUAGGAAUAAAUGUAACAAAGGGCCUGAAAAGGAGCUGCAGUUGGUUACCAUUAGAUAAAGGAAGUGAAUGAGCAGUUAAUAGUUUAUGUUAAAAACAGCAAGACCACACUGACAGAAGGAACCAGUCUGUCACUAACAGUGAAACAAGCUCUUCAACAAUUUAUUGCUUAGUCACUGCAAGUGACUCAAUUGCCAAUUAAUGCAUCUUCACUUGGGUUUUAAUACUUUUGAGUUGAAGUCAGUAGCGGGGAAGUCCUAGUUCAUUCAAAUUUGAGUAAACUAAAUAACCUUAGAGCUUAAAGAAUAAAGCUGAUGUUGUUCUAUAUUUUUCUUAUCAACAAAUCCCAUGUGCAGAUCAAAGCCAAUAAUGUGUCAGUGCAUCUCUCAAUACUUUGAUUUUCUGAGACCCAAGCCCUUUGGUUCCUACUGACGACGUCAAUCUUUAAAAACACCUCACAAAUAUAUAAUUUCAUGUUUAAAAAAAGGCUCAGUAAUUUUUCACUGAGUAAAAUUUGUUAAAAAAAAAAACAGGAGGAAAUACUGCAUUUGUUGGGGACUGUUUUUCAGCGGCGGAUUAAUCCACAUUUGGUGUCCUAGUGAGUAUUUGGGGUAGCAAAAUAAACUACAGUGUGGUAAUGAAGGAACAUGUCACCCAGUGGGCAGGGAGUUGCAAAGCCUGGGAGUAGUGUAGAUGAAAGCCCUAGCACCCAUGGUGUGGAGACGUGAGGUGGGGAUGGUCAGACCAGCUGAGGAUGAGUGCAGGGAGCAGGAGGGGGUGUACUCCUGAACAAGGUCAGAAAGAUAAGUGGGGGCUAGGUUGUGGAGGGCUUUGAAAUUGAGCAGAAGGUUUUUAUAGUCAAUCUGGUAUUGGACAGGGAGCCAGUGUUGGAUGAGAGUGGGGGUGAUCUGGUUGAAUGAUUUGGGACAGGUAAUGAUCCAGGCAGCCGAGUUCUGAAUGAUUUGAAGCCUGUUAAGCAGUUUGAUGGGAAGGCCAGAGAGAACAGCUUUACGGUAGUCAAUCCGGGAUGUGACGAAUGCGUGGACCAAGACGUCAGUGCUGGAUUGAGACAGGGAUGGAUGGAGUCUGGAAAUGUUGCGAAGGUGGAAGAAAGCAAUCCAGGUGAUAUUAUUUAUGUGAGGUACAAACGAAAGGGUGCUGUCCAGAGUGACGCCGAGGCUCUUAACUUGCUUGGAGAAGGGUACAGGGAAGCCAUCAAUGAUGAUGUGUGGGGUUUUGGUGUUUUCGGCUUUGGAGCCAAUGAGCAGGGCCUCAGUUUUGCUGCCAUUGAGCUUUAAAAAGUUCCUGCUCAUCCAGCUUCUGAUGUCCUGGAGGCAGGCGUCAAGGGAGGUAGGAGCAGUGGUGGGUUUAGUAGAGCUGUAGAGCUGCGUAUCAUCAGCGUAGCAAUGAAGUGACUGGUUGGUAGAUACAUUCAUUGUUGGUUUGGCUCUGCGCAUGGGAUUUGUUGACAAGAAGAAAAAUAUGGACUUUUGCUAGACUUAUUCUUUAACCUUUAACCACCCACUGUUCUACCAACAGAAUGCUAGCACUAUGUAAACUUUCACACACCGCCAGCUUGUACUAUGAAAAGUUACAUGAUUAUGAAUAGCCUAUGUAAUAUAUGUAUUGAAAGUUAGGCUCUAGUCUUUUCUGUCUUUGUGAUCAUUUCCAAACUGAAAAACCUGUUGUAGAAACAAUCCUGGUACAAAUCCUAGCAGAGUAUACAACUAAAAUUAUUAAAAAAUAAAAUUAAAAAUACUGAGGUGAGUCUUCAAGGAUGUUGCAAUCCCAUAUACUUUUGGUCAUGUUAGUGUAAAUAACACAAAAAAUCUGGAUCAGCAUGUUAGCAGGGUCACUAUGUAGCCUUGUUUGUUUGACAAAAUUUGGGCAAAUCUUUCUUGUUUGAGGUUGAAGCAGAAAAAGUGUUACAAGCCAGCUGUCACAACAGAAAAUGCUGUAAAUAGGUAAAGUGAUAUGUCUGUCAUAGUUACUUGCCAUUUCAUAAAUCAAUAAAUUAAAUGACAACAAUAAAUAAAGUCUAUAGUCAAGCUUUGCGAAUUUCAUUCUUGUAUCUAUGUAGAAACUAGACUGGAAAUUCAUUAAUCAGCCCUCCUCCAGUUUGACAGCCAGUCAGAGCAGUAGCUCAGUAGCUGGGAACCUCAGAGACGAUCUGCUUUGUGAAAUGCUGAAAACAAGCUAAUUCAUUAUUGUAUUGUCAACAAAAACUUGAUGACACAGUGGCUGCUCAGCUAUGUGGAAAAUGAACGAACUUGACUGACUGAGUCAGUAUGAAUACAUGGUUAUAGUAUACUGAAUGCCUCCAGCCUUAGCAAAGGCUAAAGUUGGACCUGUACUAAAUGUGACCAUUUGUCAUUAAUGCUACAGUAAAUGCAAAGGAAUCUCUGCAUAGGAGCAGUUUCUAUUGAACUUCUAAUUUGGUUGAAGUCGUACCUAAAUGAGUAGCUGUACAUACUCAGAAUGGGUGCUCAAGCAUAUGGGUUCAGACUUCACUGUAAAGUUUCACACAGCUUGAUAAUAUUUAGUUCUUCUUAAAAGCAAGCAAUAAAGCAUGCUUUAACAGUAGCUGUUGUUCUCUGGUGUGUAUUUAUCAGUCAUAUCUGUAUAGAAACAUGACUCGUCAGGUUCUGUGUUGCUUAAUUUCCACAUGUACUGCUGCAAUAACUCCUGUGUGAAUCCUGGUGUGAAUAAAAUAAAGAUAUGAUUAUCAA